AUGGAUUUGGUUGGAGCCCAGUUGUUGUCAGUUGUACUUACUGUAGUUCCCAGGGUCUCCAGCUUCUGUCUCCUCGAUUCAUUUCUCUAUUUGUUGAAGCUAUGUUUGAAGUUAACGCUUCUUGUCAGUAUCAUAUCAGAAAUAUCAGAAGCUUUGGAGCUGGCGCAUGGAAGGCCUCCUCUCUCUCACCUUCCACCUUCCAAGUCCAUGAUGCUCAAGAUCACCAAGCGAUUUCGUUUCUCCGAUUUUGAUAAGUAUAGAAAGGGGAAUGGAAAGAAGUUCUCCAAGGCGUUCAAGGACAUGGUGGCUUCUUGUCUAGACCAAGAUCCUUCCAAAAGACCCACAGCUGAUAAGUUGCUGAAACACCCCUUCUUUAAAAACUGUAAGGGAACCGAUUUCUCGGUGAGGAACGUUCUCCAAGGGUUGCCCAGAUGUGGAGAAAAGGUAUAA
Molecule: messenger RNA, 450 nt
Organism: Sphenostylis stenocarpa
Lineage: Eukaryota; Viridiplantae; Streptophyta; Magnoliopsida; Fabales; Fabaceae
Source: the annotation of a GenBank genome assembly